AUGAAUUGCUUACUAUGGAAUUGUCGGGGGCUUGGGAACCCUUCGACAAUUCGUCAGUUGGCUUGGAUGACCAAGCAAAAGCGCCCAGACGUGGUUUUUCUGAUGGAGACAAAACUUGCUACUAAUGAAUGGUCGAAUGUUUUGUUACAGAUUGGUUUUGAUAAUUUGGCAGUUGUGGAUUGUGAUUUGUCGGAUGGUGGUCGUCGGGGGGGUCUUGCUUUGAUUUGGGCAGAUGAUAUUAUACUUACUGUUCACUCCUCCUCUUCUCAUCAUAUCCAUGCUUCUAUUGAAGAUCCUUGUCAUCUUCAGUGGGACUUUUGUGGUGUUUAUGGAUGGUCUAAUACGGACGACCAUCACUUCACUUGGGAGCUUAUGAGAAACCUUAAAUGUCAGAUAGCGGGGAGAUGGUUAUGCGGUGGAGACUUCAACGAAACUAUGUACCAUUUCGAGAAGAUUGGAGGGCAGCCCAAGUCUGACUCUAGACUCGUCUCGUUCAGGGAGACAGUAGAGGAUUGCGGCCUUAAUGAUCUUGGCUUUUCUGGUGACCCCUUCACCUGGACUAACAAUCAAAAUGGGGAUUCUCGUAUUAUGGAGCAUUUGGACAGGUGCUUUGGCAGUGAAGAAUGGAUGUUGGCCUUCCCGGGUUAUGAAGUUACACAUUUGGGGCGGAAAUCAAGUGAUCACUGCCCGAUUUUUCUUGCUCUUGAUAAAUCGGAUGAAGAGGCUCAGCAGAGACCACGGCCAUUUCGUUUUGAGGCAAUGUGGUUGAUGUGGAAACAAAGAUCUCGGGCGGACUGGAUGGCAGAAGGGGAUCGAAAUACAGGUUUUUUCCACAGAGUGGCCGAGGGACGGAAAAAGAGAAACCAUAUUAAGGAGAUCAGACGGGAGGAUGGUAGGAUGGUGAGAAAACAUGAUGAGAUGGAUGAUGUCUUUAGGAACCACUUCCAGUCGCUCUUCAAGGCCAGUACGACUCAUAACCCUGCGGAUGUCCUCCGUUCCAUUGAAACAGUUGUGACUGAGGACAUGAACAAGAUUCUCACUGUGCCCUACUCUCAAGACGAGAUCGUGUAUUCUCUUAAGCAAAUGCAUCCCUUUAAGGCUCCCGGGUCGGACGGUAUGCCUACUAUUUUCUAUUCUGCUUGUUGGUCGUCUGCCAAGUAUGAUAUUAUUCCUCUGCUUUUGAGUAUUCUUAAUGAUGGGGAUUGCCCUAGGUCUUUAAAUUCCACUUUCAUUUAUCUUAUCCCAAAAAAAAGAAAGUGUUAUAUUCCUACUGAUUAUAGACCGAUUAGCUUGUGUAAUGUUGUCUAUAAGUUGAUUUCUAAAGUCAUCACUGAUCGUCUGAAACUUGUUCUUCCUUCUAUUAUUCAUGAGAGUCAAUCAGCGUUUGUUCCUGGUCGUCAUAUUACGGAUAAUGCUCUCUUAGCUUUUGAGAUUUUCCAUAUGAUGAGAAUUAAUAAGGCUAAGAAGCAUGGGAUUUUCACUUUCAAACUUGAUAUGGCUAAAGCUUAUGAUAGAGUUGAGUGGGGUUUUUUGGAGUCUAUGUUACUGCAGCUUGGUUUUCAUGUUUCUGUGGUGGAUCUUAUUAUGCGAUGUGUGUCUUCUGUGUUUUUUCGGGUUCUUGUUAAUGGUUUCCCUGGAGAUAUGUUUGUCCCGGGCAGGGGGCUUCGCCAAGGCGACCCUCUGUCGCCUUUUCUCUUUCUUUUUUGUGCAGAAGCUCUCUCUGGUCUUCUACGAAAAGCUGAGUCUCAAAACUUGAUCCAUGGGGCUCGCCUCUGCCGCUCUGCCCCCAGGAUUAGUCACUUACUAUUUGCGGAUGAUUGCAUUAUUUUUGGGAGAGCAAACGUGAAUGAAGUUGGGAUUAUUCGACAUACUCUGGAAUUGUAUGAGGGAGUUUCUGGGCAGAAGGUGAAUCUAGACAAGUCGUCAAUUUCUUUCAGUGGUGGCGUUGUGGAGGAGGUGAAAAAUGAGAUGGCUGGUUUGCUUGGAGUUUCUCAUCAAGACCAACAGGGUGUGUAUCUUGGUAUUCCUAGCACCAUUGGUAGAUCGAAAAAUGAGAUUUUCCAGAUGCUCGUUGAUCGCACAAGGAAAAAGUCUAAAGAUUGGAAGAGGCGGUUUUUGUCGGGAGCAGGGAAAAUGGUUCUAAUCAAAGCUGAGGAACGUCGGAUCCACUGGAAAAGCUGGAAGAAUCUGUGCAAGCCUAAAUAUGAGGGUGGUCUGGGGUUUUGGGAUUUAUGUCGGUUCAACCAAGCUUUAUUGGCUAAGCAGGUUUGGCGUAUUAUCCAAAACGAGUCUUCUUUACUAACUCACUCUCUAAAAGCUAGAUAUUUCCCAAGAACGAAUAUCUUACUCGCAGGUAAAGCCCAUAAUCCUUCUUUUGCUUGGACUAGCUUACUUGUUGGAAGAGAUCUGUUAGAAAAUGGAAUAGCUUGGAGAUUGGGUGAUGGUGCUCGGAUUAGGGUGGGAAAGGAUGUUUGGCUGCCGGAUGGUAGAGGUUUUUAUCGGACUGCCCAGGUUCCGUUGGGGAGAGAGGAUACUCGGGUUCAGGAGAUGCUAGAUGCGAAUGCUUAUGAAUGGGACAUGCUGAAAGUCAAUAAUCUUUUGCAGGAUAGGGAUGCUUGGAAGAUGACUGUCCAAAUGAACAUUGAUACUGAAAGGAGAGAUAUGGUGUUUUGGCCUUAUGAUAAGAGCAACAUAUAUACGAUCAAGUCAGGGUACUUCUUGGAGGAUGCUAUUAAUAAACAAAAGGAAGCCUCUUCAUCUUCUUCUCCUGAUAGGUCUCUAUGGAAGUGGAUUUGGGGAUUGGAUGUUAUCCCAAAAGUGAAACUCUUCCUCUGGCGCUGCAUUACUAGUGCCCUGCCAACUGCCGAGGGGUUGCGUCGUCGCUCGAUUGAUGUGGAUCCUCUUUGUCGUAGGUGCGGGGAAGUUGCCGAGACAGAUGAGCAUGCUUUUAGAGACUGUAAAUGGGUAGCUUUCCUCUGGGAAGUGUUGUCUUUUCGCCUUGUUACGACGACAACGACUAAUCUCUCUUCUAUUCCUCAAUGGGUUAAUGAGUUUAGAGAACAUAAUUCUAGAGAGGGCCAUAAUAUCUUCGCUACAAUUUUGUGGUCUAUUUGGUACUCUAGAAACCAGCUUGUCUUCAAUGGAAAGAAUAUUGAGCAUGUUGAUUGCUUAAGGAUCACCUCACGCGCUGUUUGGACCAGUCCAGUGAGCUCGCAAACAACAAGGAUGUUGCCUUCGGCGAGUGCGUGCAGCAGAGCUGGACAAGUGAAGCUCUGGUGUGAUGCAGCAGUUAAGGAGCAGGAGGGGUUGGGGUUUGGAGUGAUUAUGCAGGAUACAGAAGGUGGCCUGGUGGGAAGUAGAUUUGGCUUCAUCCCGGGAGUUUUCACGGCGAUUGAAGCAGAAGCCAUGGCAGUCCAGGAGGGUAUCCGUUUUUGUGAAGAACGGUUGAUACAAGAUGCAAUCUUGGUAAUGGAUUGUCAACCUUUGUAUUGGAAGUUGUUGAAGAAAGUGCAAGAUAAUUCAUACUUGGGCCAAACGUUGAGUGAGAUCCACAGAAAGGCCGCUGCUCUCUACCAUCUUGAGUUCGGUUGGACACCCAGAGAAGGAAACGACAAUGUCGAUAGAUUAGCUAAGUUUGCUAUUUUUCAUCGUUCUGAACCCCAGUCUGAUGAGGGUUGCCCUGUGUUAUUAAACUCUUCCUCGGUUUAA
Salvia miltiorrhiza (redroot sage) is the source of this 3708-nucleotide messenger RNA. RefSeq lists its product as uncharacterized. The transcript has 2 exons. Gene Ontology annotation, molecular function: nucleic acid binding; RNA-DNA hybrid ribonuclease activity. Lineage: Eukaryota; Viridiplantae; Streptophyta; Magnoliopsida; Lamiales; Lamiaceae. Bases 1 to 3708 code for a protein of 1235 amino acids. The record is from RefSeq and is a predicted model, not a curated record.